Molecule: messenger RNA, 1080 nt
Organism: Colletotrichum truncatum
Lineage: Eukaryota; Fungi; Ascomycota; Sordariomycetes; Glomerellales; Glomerellaceae
Product: Mitochondrial GTPase 1
Biological process (GO): mitochondrial translation
Cellular component (GO): mitochondrion
Molecular function (GO): GTPase activity; GTP binding
Source: RefSeq, a predicted model, not a curated record
AUGCUUCCGACUGCUGCUCGCCGGAGCUUUGUGCCCCGCCUUCGCUUCGACGUAUCCGACUCCAUCCCCCGUUCUUACUACCUCGGCCACCACCAUGCUGCCCUCCGCGAUAUCACCACUCGUCUUUCAGAAGUAGGCCUCGUUCUUGAGUGCCGCGACUACCGUGUCCCCAUUACAAGCUGGAACCCGAUCCUCGACCGCGCCAUCGCCGGCCGCGAGCGCAUCGUCGUUUACACCCAUCGCGAUCUGGGUACCGACAGCCCACAAUCCGUAGAACAGGCCCUACGCCGUUUCCACCGCGGACAGACCGCCGCGGGGGGGUCUCCACAGCGAGUCGUCUUCUGGCGCAAAGAUGACGGGGCGAGUACGAAAGGCCUGUUGGCUGAGAUACGGAACGUCGCGCGUGGCGUGGACAGCUUAACGGGCAUGCGCGCGCUGGUCGUGGGCAUGCCCAACGUUGGCAAGAGCACGCUGCUCAACAAGCUCCGUAAGCAUGGCAUGCAAAAGAAGCCUCAGGUGGCUAAGGUCGGCGCACAGCCUGGAGUCACACGCAAGUUGUCUUCACCUGUGCGCAUUCUUGAAUCUGAGGCUGAAGGCGGGACGGGGCUUGGCGAAGGCGUCUUUGUUCUCGACACCCCUGGAGUGUUCAUGCCUUACGUAUCCGAGGCUGAGAGCAUGGUAAAGCUUGCACUAGCAGGGUCCGUCAAGGAUGACCGAAUUCCCAUGGUGAUCCUAGCAGACUACCUUCUCUACCGACUAAACCUCUUGGAUCCCAGCGCCUAUGCCAAGUACUGCGAACCCACGAACGAAGUUAACCAAUUUCUCGACGGUGUAGCGAACAAAACGGGCAAGCUCAAGAGCGGGGGCGAAGCAAAUGCCGAGAGCGCUGCUGACUGGAUUAUCAAGCAAUGGAGAGUCGGUCAACUGGGGAAGUUUGUCCUCGAUGACGUCAAUGACGACGCCUUUAGGGAAAAAGAGCUUGAGAAGGAGGGACAGGGGGCGCUGAGCAUGAAUCAGGCGAGGAAGAGGGAGAAGGAAGCCAGAAAGGAGAGAGCUUUGAACAAGAGCAAGAUGAUUUGA